This is a messenger RNA of Mercurialis annua (annual mercury), 2745 nucleotides long. Its product is annotated as pyrophosphate-energized vacuolar membrane proton pump. The record is from RefSeq and is a predicted model, not a curated record. Gene Ontology annotation, biological process: proton transmembrane transport. Lineage: Eukaryota; Viridiplantae; Streptophyta; Magnoliopsida; Malpighiales; Euphorbiaceae. The coding region runs from base 114 to 2423 and encodes 769 amino acids. The transcript has 8 exons. Gene Ontology annotation, molecular function: diphosphate hydrolysis-driven proton transmembrane transporter activity; inorganic diphosphate phosphatase activity. Gene Ontology annotation, cellular component: membrane.
CACGAAACACACUGAAGAGCUCCGUUCUCUUAUCUCUCUCUUCACAAACACACUUCUCUUUCUCUAAGGUGUACCGUCACCGGAGACACUUCAUUUCUAGGGUUCAGGCGAGGAUGGGGUCGGCGUUGUUGUCGGAUCUAGGAACACAGAUAAUAGUGCCGGUAUGCGCUGUUGUCGGCAUAGUGUUCUCACUAGUCCAGUGGUACAUAGUCUCGCGCGUGAAGGUCACGCCUGAGCGCCACGCGCCGGGCUCGGCACCUAAGGGUAACAAGAACGGGUAUAAUGAUAGUCUUAUUGAGGAAGAGGAAGGUGUGAACGAUGAAAACGUCGUCGCUAAAUGUGCUGAAAUUCAAAACGCUAUCUCUGAAGGUGCCACGUCUUUUCUGUUCACUGAAUAUCAGUAUGUUGGUAUGUUCAUGGUUGCUUUUGCAAUCUUGAUCUUCCUUUUCUUGGGUUCUGUUGAGGGUUUUAGCACAAAGAGCCAACCAUGUACUUAUGAUUCAAAGAAGACAUGCAAGCCAGCACUUGCUACUGCAAUAUUCAGUACUAUUGCGUUUGUACUUGGCGCUGUCACUUCAGUUAUUUCUGGUUUCCUGGGGAUGAAGAUUGCUACUUAUGCCAAUGCAAGAACUACCUUGGAGGCAAGGAAGGGUGUUGGAAAGGCUUUUAUUACUGCUUUUAGGUCUGGUGCAGUGAUGGGUUUUCUGCUUGCUGCAAAUGGUCUUUUGUUUCUUUUCAUCGCCAUAAAUCUUUUCAAGCUGUACUAUGGAGAUGAUUGGGAAGGCCUCUUUGAGUCUAUUACUGGUUAUGGUCUUGGAGGAUCAUCUAUGGCUCUCUUCGGGAGGGUUGGUGGUGGUAUAUACACCAAAGCUGCUGAUGUUGGUGCUGAUCUUGUUGGAAAGGUUGAAAGAAACAUUCCAGAAGAUGAUCCAAGAAACCCAGCUGUGAUUGCUGACAACGUUGGUGACAAUGUUGGAGAUAUUGCUGGGAUGGGUUCUGAUCUAUUUGGCUCCUAUGCUGAAGCAUCUUGUGCUGCUCUUGUUGUGGCUUCCAUAUCCUCUUUUGGGAUCAACCACGAGUUUACUGCCAUGCUAUUUCCUCUACUCAUUAGUUCUGUGGGUAUUUUAGUCUGCUUGAUUACAACCCUCUUUGCCACCGAUUUCUUUGAAAUCAAGGCUGUUAAGGAAAUUGAGCCUGCACUAAAGAAGCAGCUUGUUAUCUCCACUAUUCUAAUGACUGUUGGCAUCGCAAUUGUAACUUGGGUUGGAGUGCCUUCGUCCUUUACAAUUUACAAUUUUGGUGUUCAGAAGGUUGUUAAGAACUGGCAGUUGUUCUUGUGUGUUGCUAUUGGUCUUUGGGCUGGACUUAUUAUUGGAUUUGUUACAGAGUACUACACAAGCAAUGCCUACAGCCCUGUGCAAGAUGUUGCCGACUCCUGCAGGACUGGAGCUGCCACUAAUGUCAUCUUUGGUCUUGCUUUGGGAUAUAAAUCUGUUAUCAUUCCAAUUUUUGCCAUUGCUCUUAGCAUUUUUGUUAGUUUUACUUUUGCUGCCAUGUAUGGCAUUGCUAUGGCUGCUCUUGGAAUGUUGAGCACAAUUGCCACUGGAUUGGCUAUUGAUGCCUAUGGCCCCAUUAGUGACAAUGCUGGUGGCAUUGCUGAGAUGGCUGGCAUGAGUCACCGCAUUCGUGAACGAACUGAUGCUCUUGAUGCAGCUGGAAACACUACUGCUGCAAUUGGAAAGGGAUUCGCCAUUGGAUCUGCUGCAUUGGUGUCUUUGGCUUUAUUUGGUGCUUUUGUGAGCCGUGCAGGAGUCUCGACUGUUGAUGUCUUGACCCCAAAGGUCUUCAUUGGUCUGAUUGUGGGUGCUAUGCUUCCCUACUGGUUCUCUGCCAUGACAAUGAAGAGUGUGGGAAGUGCAGCUUUAAAGAUGGUUGAGGAGGUUCGUAGGCAGUUCAACACUAUUCCCGGUCUCAUGGAGGGUACUGCCAAGCCAGAUUAUGCUACCUGUGUCAAGAUUUCUACUGAUGCGUCUAUCAAGGAGAUGAUUCCUCCAGGUGCUCUUGUCAUGCUUACACCCCUCAUUGUUGGAACCUUGUUUGGUGUUGAGACUCUUUCGGGCGUUUUGGCUGGUUCCUUAGUUUCUGGUGUUCAGAUUGCAAUUUCUGCUUCCAACACCGGAGGUGCAUGGGAUAAUGCCAAGAAGUACAUUGAGGCUGGUGCCUCAGAGCAUGCAAGGUCACUCGGCCCCAAAGGUUCUGACCCACACAAAGCUGCUGUUAUCGGGGACACCAUCGGUGAUCCACUGAAGGACACCUCAGGUCCAUCGCUCAACAUUCUCAUUAAGCUCAUGGCAGUUGAAUCUCUCGUGUUUGCUCCAUUUUUCGCCACUCACGGUGGCUUGCUUUUCAAGAUAUUCGGAUAAGAAGAGGAUAAUGACACAAAAAAGUAGGGACGGAAUUACUACUUAUGCACAUCCAUCCUCGUCCUGCUUCUGCAUUUAUCUUUUGCCCCAUUUGCAUGGGGAUUUUAUGGUAGUUUAUGUAGUUUAGUUAAAUACAAUUUUUGAAGGGCUGAUGAUGAUGAUGAUAAUUGAAGAUGGUCACAGAAUUGCGAGAAAAUUGUCAUUAGUGUGUCUUGAGGAGAGUCUAAGUAUUUAUUACCUUUACUGUUAUUUUGUAAUCGGUUACUUUAAAAUUUUGUAAUGUUGCCCUUUCCCCUCUGCCAAUUUGGCAUUUUGGAUCGAA